Messenger RNA from Caenorhabditis bovis, 516 nucleotides. Lineage: Eukaryota; Metazoa; Nematoda; Chromadorea; Rhabditida; Rhabditidae. The record is from the annotation of a GenBank genome assembly.
AUGUGCGAGGCGUCAAUUUCGAAAAUUUCGAUUGGCGAUGGAUGGGGUUUCAUCAAGUAUCGAUUUAAAAUCAAAAAAUGGAAGCACAAAGAAACGAAACAAGAGAUAUCGACGACAUUGUCGACGGACGUGUUCAAAGGCGCAAUGUCGAAAAAGGAAGCGGCGGCGAUGGUGACGCCGGGCAAUUUCAUCACGUUCUAUCCGCUUCCGGAGAAUGACAAACCGAUUCCAGCGAAAAUUCGGCUCACGAUUGCGCAGAAAAUACAUUCCGAUGAGGUCGGCUUCGUCGAACUUCGGUAUUCGGACGCCGGAUGGCAAUUGGAGGGCAACGGCGAUGCCGAGAAUCGACCAUCAUGGGAUACGCUGAAGCAGUUGCUGGAUUAUUUUUCCACCUAUUCAUAUUGCGAAUUCAACAAUGGAAGUGAGGCAUCGGGCUCGAGCCAUAGCAAUAUUUCGGAUCAGCAAGCCAAGAAGGAGGAUAGCACCGUGUUCGAAAAAAUCGACGAUUUGCCGUAA